AUGACGGCUGCCGAAUCAAUUGGAAGUGCCAUUGUUGGUGCACUUGCCUGCCAAAGGGAUUCGUAUCUGAAGACACUUACAACUACUGUCAUCUCCUGUAAACAGCAUGUUGUUUCUGCGGGUUCUGAGUCAGUGAAUAAAGCGAAGAAAGGCAAGAAAUUCAAAAAGGUAAAACAGUCAGUUGAAGGGAAGUCUGGGGGUGAAAAAUCAUUGCCAGACGAAAACGCAAAGAAACUGUACAAAGUUGAAUUUCAGGACACUAUUCUUUUCCCUGAGGGAGGAGGGCAGCCUUCUGACACUGGAUUCUUGACGGUGAGGUGUAAGGAUGAAUGUGAUACCGACUCGCACGUCAUCCCAGUUUCACAUGUGAAAAGAGAGGGACUGAAAGCAGUUCAUAUUACUUCGGAGCCUAUUUCAGUUGGUGCCGAAGUGGGGAUGCAGGUGGACUGGAAGCGGAGAUUCGAUCACAUGCAGCAGCAUACGGGUCAGCACUUACUUUCUGCCGUGUUAGACAAGCGGGAUUUGCCCACUUUAAGCUGGAACAUGGGUGAGACCACCAACUAUAUCGAGAUUCCAAGAAAACUCAGUGAGCAGGAAUUGUGUGACGUGAGCGACGAGGUAAAUGCCUUAAUUACGCAGGGCGUCCCAGUUUCUGUGGAGAUCCCACCCAAGGAAGAUGUGAAAAAGACCAAGAUGCCAAAAGACUACGACUUGGAUCUCGGAGUUCUCCGUGUGGUCCACAUUGGAAAUAUAGACUCCAAUCCUUGCUGUGGAACCCACCUCUCGUCGACUUCGCAGAUCAAGGCUGUGGUUCUACUCAAUGAGGCCCGUGGCAAGGGCACUAACUUCAGGCUCAACUUCGUUUGUGGUGACAGGGUGGUGUCUUUUACGCGUGGUGAAGAUAGUGUUAUAAGAUCUCUAGUUGGAUCGAUGACAUGCCAGGAGCAGAUGCUUCCGGACAAAGUUAGGGAUCUUGUGAAGGAUCACAAGAGACUCCAGACCAGGGAGACGAGUCUAAUGAAGGAGAUCGCGGAGUUGAAAGCCAAAGAGCUGCUUGCAGACCUAGAAUCUAGAAACAAGUCUCUUGUUUUUCACCACAGACCGGACGGCGAUCUCUCGUACAUCUUUCAUAUUUUCAAGUCAAUGACGCCUCUUGCUCAUGGCACCGUUGCCCUUAUUACUGGGGAGACGCACAUGCCGGGUGCAGUAAUUGUCUUUGGGCAGCAUGUGGAUCCUGUAGUUGCUGAAUUGAAAAAGCACAUCGGGUUGGUUAGAGGUGGUGGAAAGGACAAGUUCCAGGGUAAGAUAGUGUGCUUUGAGAAGGGAGAGCUGGACUCUACGCUCAAGGCUUUGCAAGGGCUGAAAUUGGAGGACUAG
Brettanomyces bruxellensis is the source of this 1377-nucleotide messenger RNA. RefSeq lists its product as uncharacterized. Gene Ontology annotation, molecular function: Ser-tRNA(Ala) deacylase activity; ATP binding; aminoacyl-tRNA ligase activity. The coding region runs from base 1 to 1377 and encodes 458 amino acids. The record is from RefSeq and is a predicted model, not a curated record. Lineage: Eukaryota; Fungi; Ascomycota; Pichiomycetes; Pichiales; Pichiaceae. The transcript has a single exon. Gene Ontology annotation, biological process: regulation of translational fidelity; tRNA aminoacylation.